GAUCUCUAGAAUAGAAAAUUUGGGUUUGUCUACCCAACAGUUAUGGAGAUGGAACACAUGGAGGUUAGCCACCAGCAGGUGCUGAAGAAAGAGGAUGAUGCCAAGAUAAGCAAAUAUCUCAGAAAACCCUUUCUCCUGUUAAACUGUGCAAUGUUAGGCAUUGGGAACUGCGGCGGUCCACUGUUGAUGCGGCUUUACUUCGCGCGUGGUGGUAACCGAAUUUGGUUCUCAAGUUGGUUGCAGACUGGUGGGUGGCCCUUCAUUUUAUUUACUCUCGCGGCGUCCUACUUGUACCGCCGCCGUAGCAACAAAGGAGGAGGAGGUAGUGAUUCAGCUGAUGAUGACACAAAACUCUUCUUUAUGAAGCCCUUCGUCUUCAUUGCCUGCACCGUCAUUGGAAUCCUCACCGGCUUGGUUAACUACCUCUAUGCUUAUGGAGUGGCACGUUUGCCUGUCUCCACCUCUUCUCUUAUAGUUGCAUCUCAGUUGGGUUUCACUGCUUUCUUUGCUUUUUUUCUAGUGAGGCAGAAGUUCACAUCUUACUCUAUCAACACGGUUUUUUUGUUGACGUUGGCGGCGGUGGUGCUUGGCCUUCAUACUGGUGGUGACCGUCCGGCUAAUGAGUCUAAGAAGGAGUACUUUAUGGGUUUCUUCUUGACGAUUGCAUCGUCUGCGUUGUAUGGGUUGGUUUUACCCAUGGUGGAGCUCACUUACAAGAAAGCUAAGCAGGUCAUCACUUACUCCCUCGUCAUGGAGAUGCAGUUGGUUAUUUCCAUCUUUGCCACUCUUUUCUGCACCAUAGGGAUGCUCGUAAACAAAGACUUUGAGGUCAUUGGAAGAGAAGCAAGAGAGUAUGAACUUGGGGAAAGCAAGUACUACUUGGUUGUGGCAUGUAGUACAGUUAUUUGGCAGUUCUUCUUCUUAGGAUCAAUUGGUGUCAUCUUUUAUGGUUCGUCAUUACUUGCAGCUGUUAUAAUUACCACUCUACUACCAGUUACAGAGAUCUUGGCUGUUUUCUUCUUUCAUGAGUCAUUCAAUGUAGAGAAGGGGAUUUCUCUCGUUUUGUCAUUAUGGGGUUUUGCCUCCUAUUUCUAUGGUGAGUUCAAAGCAAGCAAGAAAAGCAAUCAAACCCCAAAACCAGGAGAUCCUCAACACCAUCCUCCAUCACCACAUUUCUAAGAAAAGCUAUUUGUGCAUGUA
Messenger RNA from Telopea speciosissima, 1200 nucleotides. Its product is annotated as purine permease 1-like. Gene Ontology annotation, molecular function: purine nucleoside transmembrane transporter activity. NCBI's taxonomy places the organism in Eukaryota, Viridiplantae, Streptophyta, Magnoliopsida, Proteales, Proteaceae. The transcript has 2 exons. The record is from RefSeq and is a predicted model, not a curated record. Bases 43 to 1179 code for a protein of 378 amino acids. Gene Ontology annotation, cellular component: membrane.